Sordaria macrospora k-hell is the source of this 1320-nucleotide messenger RNA. The record is from RefSeq and is a predicted model, not a curated record. NCBI's taxonomy places the organism in Eukaryota, Fungi, Ascomycota, Sordariomycetes, Sordariales, Sordariaceae.
AUGCCGGACCGCAACAAUAACCACACGGCCCGCGACGCCGCCGCCGCCCUCUCCAUGAACCUCUCCUCCUCCUCCUCCCCGCGUCAAGCCACCGCCUCCCCUCGCUCCCGCGGCUCCUCAACAGACACCACACCCACGCACUCACCGACUUCUUCCCCGGGCCCCCGCGUCGGUCCCAACGGCGAAGACCUUCCGCAAUGGGCCCGUCCCUCGGCCUCUAACAUCCGCCGUCUCUCCUCCGGCCGUCCCUAUUCCGUCUCCCGAAACGCUUCGCACCGCACCUCUACCGCUGCCGGCGGCGGCGGCGGCGGCGGGCGUGUCAGCCAGCUCAAAACCCUCGCCCUCCGAGCCAUCUCCACGGAUCGCCAUCUCGUGGCCCUUGCCAUCUUCUUCUCGCUGAGCGUCGUAGCGCUCGUCUACUCCCACGCCAUCUUCGCGUCGCUCGGUCCGCUGGCAGAGAAAUGGCGAGCGUUGCCCUUCGGCUGGCUUAUUUGUUUCGGCCUGGUGUUCAUGACGGCGUUCCCCCCGAUCAUCGGUUACUCUACCGCCGUGACCGUCGCGGGAUUCGUGUACGGGUUUCCCUGGGGCUGGCCGAUUGCGGCGGCGGCGACGGUGUGCGGGUCCACGUGCAGCUUUUUGGCGUCGAGGGGCGUAUUGGCGGGCUAUGUGAAUCGGUUGGUCGGGCGGGAUAAGCGGUUUGUGGCGCUGGGACAGGUGCUGCGGAGGGAUGGCUUGGGUGUCCUGGCUAUGGUCAGGUUCAGUCCGUUGCCAUAUAGUUUGAGCAACGGGUUUUUGGCGACGGUGCCGAGGUUGAGGGUGGGCGGGUUUGCGGUUGCUACUGGGUUGGCUACCCCCAAACUCUUCGUCCACAUCUUCAUCGGCUCCCGCCUCGCCCUCCUCGCCUCCUCGGGCGACAAGAUGACCACCCGCGACCGCGCAAUCAACUACGUCUCCAUGCUCGUCUUCGGCGCCGUCGGCGCCGCCGUCGGCUACCUCAUCUGGAAGCGGACCAUGUCGCGGGCCGAGGAGCUGGCGCACGAGGAAGGACUGGACGGGGUUGACGCGCUCGCCGCUGCUGCCGGCACCACGGCCGCUGGGGAGGUUCAUCGCACGGCGGACGGCACGCUCGAGGUGGACGAUGACGAGGAGGAUUAUGCGGACUUGGAGGGUAAUACCGGCGGGAGAUUGUUGGUUGGUGGGAAUGCGGGCAGGGAACAGGAUUUGAGGAGGCAGAGUAGCGAGAGCGACAUCUCGCUGUGGGAGACAGAUCGGUAUAGGGAUAGUUGGGAUGAGGAGGCCAAUUUGGAGGGCAGGAAGUAA